Molecule: messenger RNA, 924 nt
Organism: Aspergillus aculeatus ATCC 16872
Lineage: Eukaryota; Fungi; Ascomycota; Eurotiomycetes; Eurotiales; Aspergillaceae
Product: aromatic alcohol reductase
Exons: 2
Coding region: 1-924 (307 amino acids)
Molecular function (GO): oxidoreductase activity
Source: RefSeq, a predicted model, not a curated record
AUGUCCAAUGUCUUUUACCCCUCCCCUGGCUGCAAACUGACCCCCGCACGGGCAUCGGGCAACUUUGGCACUCCCAUCACCGCCGCCCUCCAACGCGCCGGCUUCGACAUCACCAUCAUCACCCGUACCGAAUCUUCCUCGACUUUCCCCGCUGGCCUGCCCGUCAUUCGAACCAGCUACACCCUUGAACACCUGACCACAGCCCUCGCCGGCCAGGAUGCCGCCAUCUGCGUGGUCGGCCCCGGUGGCAUCGGCGCGCAGGUCACCAUGAUCGAGGCCGCCGAAGCCGCGGGCGUCAAGCGAUUCAUCGUCGACGACUUUGGCUGGGGCCCCGAAUUUCGCAAUUUCCCCGAAUUCCGCGCCAUUCACGCCCAUCGUCGCGCUGGUUGGGAACUCGCCAGGGCGAAGGCCGAAGCCAAUCCCAACUUCACGUUCACGGGCAUCACCUCGGGAAAUCCGAUUGAUUGGGCCAUGAAGCGGUUCCCGCAGAUGGGCUUCGACAUCGCCCGCUCCUCGGCCAUCAUCUAUGACUCUGGCACGGAGAAAUUCACCGCCACCACCCUCGCAGGCAUCGGGCAGUCGGUCGUCGGAGUCCUGCAGCACCCCGAUGAAACCGCCAACCGGUUCGUCAAGGUCAUGUCGCUGAUCACCGACCAAACCGAGCUGCUGGAGGCCUUCCAGCGCGUCACGGGUCGGCAAUGGCCAGUCCAGCGCGCCUCCGCGCAGACCCUGAUCGAGAGCGGACAGCGCAAGUUCCAGGCCGGUAUGGGCGGCUGGGUGUUGGAAUUGGUGGUGGCGCAGAUGUACGAUGAAGGACAGGCCCGCUGUGUCAUGGCUCCGUCGUGGGAGGCGUCGGAUUCCCCCUUGCUGGGGGUGAAGAAUGAGAGUGCAGAGGAGGUGGUGUCCAAGGUUUUGCAGUUGUGA